Protopolystoma xenopodis is the source of this 513-nucleotide messenger RNA. The record is from the annotation of a GenBank genome assembly. NCBI's taxonomy places the organism in Eukaryota, Metazoa, Platyhelminthes, Monogenea, Polystomatidea, Polystomatidae.
AUGAUGAUGAUGAUGCAACUACUAUCGGAAAAAAUUGGCCCACUCUGCCCGGGUCCCAUUACUCUGGCGUCCCCAUCUUCACUCCUCACUCCAACAAUCAGAGCCCAGCUACAGCAGAAUGAUUCCGGGCUCUGGCCACCCAAUGACCCAGAAACAGAUAGACAGAGGAUCUCAAGUCCGCACGCACAGGACGGCGGCAAGGCAAUCGGUGAAUUGGGAAAGGACAUAAAGAGCUAUCAGCAGGUGACUAACGAGAGCAUUGUGAGAGGCGAUACUAAUGCUGAUGUUGAUGUUGGUGAAGUUCAUGUGACGAGGUGGGCUCGCGACUCGACUGCGACCACGACGCAGAAGACUAUCCCCUUCCCUUCCCUAACACGCCCGGCAAAGGCUCUGUUGCCGAGCUCGGCGUUGGCGGAUCAUUUGGCCCGACCCAGAAGCGACGUAAAGCAGAGGGACGCAGCCAACAAAGGCGGCGGCAACUUGCUUGCCACGUCACAAGAUAAGUAUUCGUAA